GUCAGAGACUACUAUACUAUAGCGCGCGAAAAUUGAGUAGCUGAUAGAGUGUAUGCUCAUUUACUUUUAGGUUAGAGUCGUGGCUACUAGUGAUUAAACUGUUUAUCCAGUUAUGAUGAAUGAAGAAGAGUAUCAGGAAAUAACGUGUGCUGAAGAUUUUGGGCAAUCAUUUUCGAACUCUGACAACAGCGAGAAUUUGACCUUGUGUUCAAAUGUUCCUGCUGUGUGCACAGAAGAACCAUGUAUUCUCGGUGUUGAUGAAGCUGGCAGGGGACCUGUUCUUGGUCCCAUGGUAUAUGGUGUCAGCUAUUGCCCAAAGAGCAAACAAGACGUUUUGAAUGAUCUAGGAUGUGCUGACUCCAAAAGUCUUACAGAAGAAAAAAGAGAAGAUAUUUUUAAAAAAAUCUGCAGUGAACGUGAUACCAUUGGCUGGAUUGUUGAAGCUAUAUCACCAAAAACUAUCUGCAAUAAUAUGCUUAAGAGGCAAAAGUAUUCUUUAAAUCAGAUUGCUCAAGAUUCAACAGUGCAUCUCAUAAACAGUGCAUGUUCAAAAGGUGUUAGAAUUGCAGAAGUGUAUGUUGACACAGUUGGAAUGCCAGAAAAGUACCAGGCAAAGCUUUCUGCUAUAUUUCCUGAACUUAAGAUCACUGUGGCAAAGAAGGCUGACGCUACAUAUCCUAUUGUUAGUGCUGCUAGCAUAUGUGCUAAAGUUUCUAGAGACCGGGCACUUUCAGUAUGGAAGUUCACAGAAGGGUUGGAACUAACAGCUAAAGAAUUUGGAAGUGGAUACCCCAAUGACCCAGUAACUAAAAAGUUUUUAAUAGAGAACAUUGACCCGGUAUUUGGAUUUCCACAACUUGUUAGAUUUAGCUGGUCAACUGCAGAUAAAAUAUUGCAAGAAAAUGCUGUGCAAGUUGAGUGGGAAGAAGAAGAUGACGAUGCUGAAGCAGACAAAUCAAAUACAAGCAUUACUUCAUUUUUCCAAGUUGAGAAGAAAAAGAAGAGAUCUAAACAUCCAUUUUUUGUACAUAGAAAACUCUCAAAUCUCGAAACGAUGUGAUUAAAAGUGUAUCACAUAA
Molecule: messenger RNA, 1079 nt
Organism: Schistocerca nitens (vagrant locust)
Lineage: Eukaryota; Metazoa; Arthropoda; Insecta; Orthoptera; Acrididae
Product: ribonuclease H2 subunit A
Exons: 6
Coding region: 113-1060 (315 amino acids)
Biological process (GO): mismatch repair; DNA replication, removal of RNA primer
Cellular component (GO): ribonuclease H2 complex
Molecular function (GO): RNA-DNA hybrid ribonuclease activity; RNA binding
Source: RefSeq, a predicted model, not a curated record